Messenger RNA from Gossypium raimondii (Peruvian cotton), 1544 nucleotides. RefSeq names its product mitogen-activated protein kinase kinase 2. Gene Ontology annotation, molecular function: ATP binding; protein serine/threonine kinase activity. The coding region runs from base 154 to 1239 and encodes 361 amino acids. The record is from RefSeq and is a predicted model, not a curated record. NCBI's taxonomy places the organism in Eukaryota, Viridiplantae, Streptophyta, Magnoliopsida, Malvales, Malvaceae. The transcript has 8 exons. Gene Ontology annotation, biological process: protein phosphorylation. Gene Ontology annotation, cellular component: cytoplasm.
AUCUUCCUCGUGGUCGUGGAGGAGACUGGUCUGCUUCUCUCUUUUCCUCUUCCCUAUAUAUGUAUAUAAAUAGCAACCAUUGAAAGAAACACUCUCAACUACUCUUUUUUUUUUCUCUCCCACUUUUGGAAAAAAGAAGAAGCAAAACCUCAGAUGAAGAAGGGAAAGGGAAUUGUAAACCCUAAUUUGAAGCUCUCUCUUCCUCUUCCAGCCGAGAUCUCCUUCGCCAAAUUUCUAACCGAGAGCGGUACAUUCAAAGACGGCGAUCUCCUCGUUAACAAGGAUGGAGUUCGAAUUGUAUCUGAAUCCGAAUCUGAAGCUCCUCCGCCUAUUAAGCCAUCAGAAACUGACGCGGACGACCAGUUGAAUUUAGAUGAUAUAGAUGCCAUUAAAGUUAUCGGCAAGGGUAAUGGUGGAAUUGUGCAAUUGGUCCAACACAAAUGGACUGGCCAAUUUUUUGCAUUGAAGAUUAUUCAAAUGAAUAUUGAAGAGUCAGCUCGCAAGCAGAUUGCAAAGGAAUUGAAAAUAAAUCAGUCAUCUCAGUGUCCAUAUGUUGUUGUUUGUUAUCAGUCUUUUUAUAAAAAUGGUGCCAUUUCAAUUAUCUUGGAGUACAUGGAUGGUGGAUCCCUAGCAGAUUUUCUGAGAAAGGUUAAAUCCAUUCCCGAGCCCUAUCUUGCUGCAAUAUGUAAGCAGGUGCUAAAGGGUUUGAUGUAUCUUCAUCAUGAAAAGCAUAUUAUCCACAGAGACUUAAAGCCAUCUAAUUUGUUAAUAAAUCAUAGAGGAGAAGUCAAAAUUACUGACUUCGGUGUGAGUGCAAUAAUGACAAGCACCUCAGGACAAGCAAACACAUUUGUUGGCACAUACAACUAUAUGUCUCCUGAGAGAAUUAUUGGUGACAAUUAUGGAAGUAAAAGUGACAUUUGGAGCUUGGGGCUAGUUUUGCUCGAGUGUGCAACAGGUCAAUUCCCAUAUUCCCCACCUGAUCAGGCAGAAGGAUGGACUAACUUUUAUGAGCUCAUGGAACAAAUUGUUGAACAACCACCACCUUUUGCACCUUCAGAUCGAUUUUCUUCUGAAUUUUGCUCUUUUAUAUCUGCAUGUGUAAAGAAAGACCCGAAUGAAAGAAAGUCAGCUCAUGAGCUGCUGGGACUGCCUUUCUUGAACAUGUAUUGUGAUGUGGACCUCGAAUCUUACUUCAAGAGUGCAGGAUCACCACUUGCAACGCUAGAACUUGUGUGAAUUCAGACGAAACAAGUUUCAAUCAGACUCUGAUGUCAGCAGAAACCGAAGUUCUAAGAGCAUGGAAGAUUUGUAGUUUUUGUUGUAAGUAAUGUGCAGGGCUUAUUUGAGCGGCUGUAGUGAUGACAAGGCCAAAGUUAACCCUUAAUGAUUAUCAAAAAAAUUUUCUUGCCAGAGGCUCGGAGUGUGAGGUACACCUUUAUUGCCGUGUUGUUAGUGUUUUUCAUAAUUUGAAAGGUAAUGAUGUCUUAUAUCAAGAACAAAUUUAUGAACUUCCUGAAUUAGAAUCUUUACCUGUCUAUUCA